CUUCACUGUUGUCUGCAGAUCUGUCGAUCAGCUGUUUUAUAAAAUAAGUGAUUAGUUGAGUUGUUGAGUAUUGGGUAGGUUAAUAAGAUUCUAAUCUCUGGUUUGUAAUGUGGUAGAAAAUACAAUAUUACAAUAUUCAACCUCAUAUAUUUCUUGUUCUUUUUCAAAUGCUGUGUUGUAAAUGGUAAAAGAGUGUUAGAAAUUGAAUAGCAAUGGCUCUUAGCGUUCUCUGUAAUGCAUUAUCCCAAGCUGUUCCUAGAGGUCAAUUGGCCUCUGGCACAGUUUGGAAGUUGUUUUGCAAAACCAAUGCUCGUGUGAAUUACGUUCCUGCAGCGACAAUUGUGAGUAUCCACAGCCGAGAUUCGGAUUAUAAGCGAGCAGCACCUUUUCCCUAUAAAACCAAGAAGUAUCGCCUAUGGCGCCGAUUGUUUGAGAGCACCAGUGAAAGGUUUGAUGAGAACACAAAGAUAAUUGUCGUUGAUGGGCCACCUGCUGUUGGCAAAACUAAAGUCGCUCAAAAGCUGGCUGAAGAUUUUGACAUGCAUUUCAUUCCAGAAGCGAACAUGGAUAUGCAUUACAUCAAUUCAUACGGAUAUGACUUUAGAGAACUGGAUGCCAAACUACCACCCGGUGCGCAGUCGGUUGAUGAGAAGAAGUGGUGUAUGAGCCCGGACAAAGUAACGUCGGCCAAUUUCCAGUUUCAUAUGUAUGAUUUGAGAUUCUCCCAAUACAUCGAUGCUCUGGCUCAUGUAUUCAGUACAGGCCAAGGUGUAGUAAUGGUACGCAGUGUCUUCAGUGAUCUAGUCUUCAUGGAAGCUUGCUUCAAUGAAGGAUAUGUUUCAAGAAAAGUGAAAGACGGCUACUACUUUGUGCGCCGCAACACUUUGAAGGAGCUGCUGAGGCCACACCUGGUGGUGUACCUGGAUAUGCCGGUGCCGGCUGUGCAGCAGCGACUCAAGGAGCGCGGCCACGACUACGAGGUCAACGGCAAGGCUCUCACGCCCUCCUUCCUCGCCAACCUCGAGAACGCCUACAAGAAGAACUGUCUGCCUGCACUCGAGCAGCACGCUGAGUUGCUGGUCUAUGAUUGGAGCAACGAAGCAGACGUGGACUUGGUAGUGGAGGAUAUCGAACGAUUGGACUUUGAAAAGUAUACGUACUACGAUGAAAAAAUGAGGGAUUGGCUAUUCUUCAAGGAGCAGCACAUUCAAGAUCUGCGCUGCAAGUACGCAGAUUACAAGAAUGACCUGAUGCAAAUGUUAAAUGUACCGCUUCCCAACUGCCCCGAGUUGUACAUGGACGCAACUGAGGCCGCCGCCUUUGAGGAGAAAUACAGAAAUAGCCCUGGAAACAAGUACAUGGAUGGCUUCAACAUGGAUAUGGGAGACAAGGUGUUCUGGAAGUUCUUCGAUAACUUUGCCAAGAGAACCUACCCCACAUCAAACACCAGAGCCUGAUUCGCUCCAUGCGUAGUCUCUUCAACGCUUCAAUAGAUCAAUAAUUUUGGAGGCAUGUCUAUUCACAUUUAAUGAUUGUCAGAUAUUGUUAUUAAUGAUUAAUUACACGAGAUUUAUCUCUAGUA
Molecule: messenger RNA, 1582 nt
Organism: Nilaparvata lugens (brown planthopper)
Lineage: Eukaryota; Metazoa; Arthropoda; Insecta; Hemiptera; Delphacidae
Gene: ND-42
Product: NADH dehydrogenase [ubiquinone] 1 alpha subcomplex subunit 10, mitochondrial
Exons: 6
Coding region: 213-1457 (414 amino acids)
Biological process (GO): mitochondrial electron transport, NADH to ubiquinone
Cellular component (GO): cytoplasm
Source: RefSeq, a predicted model, not a curated record